Prorocentrum cordatum is the source of this 759-nucleotide messenger RNA. The record is from the annotation of a GenBank genome assembly. Lineage: Eukaryota; Dinophyceae; Prorocentrales; Prorocentraceae.
AUGGGCCGAGCGGCCGAGCCAUGCGCAGUGCCUGCGCUGAUAACGACAUUGCCCGCGAUUCGCGCGAGAACGCCGCAACGGAGGAGCGACACUUGCGCCCUGUCAUUUGACGUGCGUGCGGUCGGUGCCGGCGUCGAGUCGCGCGCCCUGAGUUCAGGGCACGGGCGGAAGCGGAACGGAGUGGUUGGACCGCGCGUCUUCGGCGUGGCGUCGCUGGUCUUGCGCGGAGCAGGGAGCAGCCAGCUGGGCGCGAAGAUCAUCGAAGCCCGCGCUCGAGAGGUCGACCUUGCGACGGUUCACUGGCGCGCCCACCUCACCUGCCAGGUCGCGGAGCCCGGGCAGGGCGCCCCGCUUUUGGCUGACAUUCGGUAUCGGGAUACGGAGAUCGGGAUUGACAAAAUGGUCACGGGCGGCAUCGCCGUGGAUUCGACGAUGACGGCGACGGAGGGGCCGGCCGGCACGCCGGGUCGGCCACCGCGGCGCGCCGCCGCCGCCGCACCGGCCGCCCGCAACGGGCGCGAGGGGCCCAAGCAUUGGGCAGGCUGGCCGCCGCGGGCCCGGAUGGGCCCGCUCGCGAGGCUGCUCGCGGGCGCCCUGCGGCUGUUGCAGGCCGUGCGACGAGGGCCGACGGACCUGGCGGUGCGGAACCCAGUGUUGUUGCUCCUGCUCCUGCGCGCCGCGGAGGAAGUGUACCGGCGCAUCCUGGCGAGGCGGCAGUACAUGACGGUGGCGGAUACAGCGGAAGACGGACGAGAUUGA